GAAGCUGCUGUGCGAGAGCAGGUACGCGAUGUAAGAACGUGCUUUCUGUCUCACGGUUUGAUUUCAACUUAGGUAGGUACGAGGUAGCGAGUUAAUUCGCCGAGGUUAUCUUAUCGCCGACUUGCUUCCAUCUAUGAUCUGCUCGACCCCGAGCGUUCCAGACUUUGGAAAAAAUCUGGGAGCCGGGCGCCGUAUCCGUGUCGUGGACUUGGACAUGCUUUGCCCGGCUGAUUUACAAUUAGCAACGCCGGCCGUGCCCGUAACCAGCAUCAACCAAAUUGCUAUCGCCGCCCGCAUACGCACGCUCAUAACAGCCAGAAAGCCUUGCCAACCAGGUUGGAGAGUUAAUCCAACCGGGCUUGAAACUGCAUGCAAUGCCCAGGUGCCUCGAUGGAUUCUGCUGCCCAUGAACAUGACACAAGCAAUUCAGCCAAUCCAAGACACAGAACACCACCUCAAGCGCGGCUGUUUGGUUUACACGACGUCCAGGAUAUGCAGGUGCGCUUUCGGGCCUCAACAACCAGACGGCAGGAAACAGGCUGCCUACAAGCAACGGCGAAGCCCGCAGGGUGCGGAAUCCCCAAGUUGAUGCCGUGACCUGUAACUAACGUUGAGGUCCACUGAGAUCCAUGAGACACUGCGAGUUUGCCUUCCAUUGAUGAGGUGCAAGAUACUUUUUAUGGCCUCCCGUCCCUUCAGUCGAGUCUGGCGCAGGAAAAGGGGCAUUCAAAGCCCAAGCCUGGCCACGUCUUGGCA
This is a messenger RNA of Parathielavia appendiculata, 756 nucleotides long. RefSeq lists its product as uncharacterized. The record is from RefSeq and is a predicted model, not a curated record. Bases 134 to 589 code for a protein of 151 amino acids. Lineage: Eukaryota; Fungi; Ascomycota; Sordariomycetes; Sordariales; Chaetomiaceae. The transcript has a single exon.